AUGUCAAUAGAUGACCUUCGUGGAAUGUUACCAUCGACGUUUACAGUUGAAGGCUCAGCAGGAUUGCUUACAAGAUUGUCAAUUGGUGGCAUUUGGUCUCGUGAGAACAUUGUUAUAAAAUCCAGUAUAAGUGAAUUUGCUGAAGAAUCUAUAUUAUGUCUUUCAAACUACAUGUAUUCGCCGCCGAAGCAUUAUAGUAUAACAAACUUUGUCAGUAAGUUUAACAUAAGACUUGUCGAACCUUCUUCAAUGAAAGAUGUUGUGCUACCCAAAGACGGAAAGGAUGGACUCAUUAUUGAGAUGAUUUUAAUUGCAUAUUAA
Messenger RNA from Trichomonas vaginalis G3, 321 nucleotides. RefSeq lists its product as uncharacterized. The record is from RefSeq and is a predicted model, not a curated record. The transcript has a single exon. NCBI's taxonomy places the organism in Eukaryota, Parabasalia, Trichomonadida, Trichomonadidae. The coding region runs from base 1 to 321 and encodes 106 amino acids.